AUGAACGGGCAGACAUCACCUGCUUUAGAGGAGAAGAAGCCCUCGAUAUCGGCCACUAAGGACUCCCCGACCCUGCCGGAGUCCUCCUCCACCGACAUGGGGUUCUACAGUGGCAUGAGCGCGCUUCACAGCUCGCAGGAUUUUUAUUCAGCGCAGCAGUCGUACUCAACCCAGCACAUGAACCCGUACGCCUACCACCACUACAACCUGAACGCGAUGGCUCCCGGUGGUGCCUACUCUGUUGGCAAGCCUGAGUACGCGUACCCCCCCUCAGCAUACAGAGAGCACGGAGCCUUCAGCAGGGAGGUUCAGUCAGCGAUGCAAGAGGGUGUCAAAGAGGAGACAGACCUUGAAGUGCGGAUGGUCAAUGGGAAGCCCAAAAAAGUGCGAAAGCCUCGGACUAUCUACUCCAGCUACCAGCUGGCAGUGCUGCAGAGGAGAUUCCAGUCAGCCCAGUACUUGGCCUUGCCAGAGCGGGCUGAGCUGGCUGCACAGCUGGGCCUCACACAGACACAGGUCAAAAUUUGGUUCCAGAACCGGCGUUCCAAGUUUAAGAAACUGUUCAAGAAUGGAGAGUUUCCACUCGGGGAAAUACCUCUUGAACACAGUCCAGAUGCCAGCGAUUCCAUGGCCUGCAACUCUCCUCCAUCCCCAGCUGUGUGGGAAAAUAACAACAACAGUAAUAACAACAAUUCAAGCAGCAGCACAAACAGCAGCAGUAUCAAAAAUAAUGCAAUGCUUGAACCUGCCAGCAGGGGACAGGGUCUUUAUCAACCUACAGUUUCAGUUGAUUCUUCAUCCACUUACAUGGAGGAGUACACACACCAGAACUGGUACGAACAGCAGGGUGCCCAUUUAGGUUUGCCACAUUCGGGCCAGACAAACCACGUACCACCCACAGCAGCAUCAGCCUCACAAAGUAUGGGAGCCGUCUAUUAA
Menidia menidia (Atlantic silverside) is the source of this 939-nucleotide messenger RNA. The record is from the annotation of a GenBank genome assembly. Lineage: Eukaryota; Metazoa; Chordata; Actinopteri; Atheriniformes; Atherinopsidae.